Messenger RNA from Salvelinus fontinalis (brook trout), 4690 nucleotides. Its product is annotated as probable ATP-dependent RNA helicase ddx6. The transcript has 13 exons. The coding region runs from base 1191 to 2651 and encodes 486 amino acids. Gene Ontology annotation, cellular component: cytoplasmic stress granule; P-body. Lineage: Eukaryota; Metazoa; Chordata; Actinopteri; Salmoniformes; Salmonidae. Gene Ontology annotation, molecular function: RNA helicase activity; mRNA binding; ATP binding. The record is from RefSeq and is a predicted model, not a curated record. Gene Ontology annotation, biological process: P-body assembly; cytoplasmic stress granule assembly.
AAAUUCAUCGAAGACAUCCCAAUAAAUAUGUCAUUCAUUUUUCGUUUUUACCGAAGAGAUCUUAGUCGCGCAAUUGUACAUCUGACUAAGCUUGUGUGUGCAGUAUUUCUCAAUGAAAAAAAUUGCAUGAAAACGAGUCGUCUCUGGUUGAAUAACAACAAAGACUACACUGAAGAAUCCCUACUGUUGACCAAUCACCGACGAAGGGGCGUAGACAUCGGCACCGAACUUCGGCUUUCCUCCAGAAAAAAAAUGUCGUGUGCCAGAACAGCCGAACAAUCCCUCACCGAAGUCCAAAACUAUCACAAAUGUCGUCAUAAUAUGUGCACGAACUCUACAGAACUGUUUCGCCUGGGAAGCAAGUGUUUUACGGUAACCUGGAGUUAAAUGCAACUAAGUGUCAGCUUCACACCUACCACAGCAAAAGAAGAGCACAACAGCAGAACACACAUUGUGACUGUCCAAGUGAACAACACAAAGGGUUGGAACUAUUACCCUCAGUGUUUUGUAUAAGUCAUUUUUUGAGGUUGCCAAUAGCAAAAAUAAUUGCCUCAUAACACACCAAAAAACACACCAAGUUGAAAGACUCAGAAACAUAGGAAUAGUCCAUGUGAAUCAGAGGACAGUACAGGUCUGUUUAAAUGUAAAAGACUAAAAGCACUUGAGACUCUAACAAAGAAACGUACGACGACUUCAGUCCAGGAAAAAAGCUUAAAAGAUCUUUGAACAUAGAAACAAUAUUUAAAACUUAACAGGUUGUUGUACACAGAGAACUUCAGAAAAAGCUAUUUUCACCAGGAAUAAGACUGCUUCAGGAUAAUUUACUUUAGAUGUUUGAACUCUGAAUUCUGAAACAUGUUCACAUAGGUUUGUUUUUGAGCGGAUAUAUGAUCAAUUUAUUCAUAUAAAUGCUAAUUUCUCCCUUUUUGGGGAGCGUCUUGUAAAUAUACAAUUUUCGUACGCCAGACUCUUCUUUUCAAGAGGUCUGUACGUAUAAGUGUAUACAUAAAUUCUUUAAAUUAGAAAUCCUGAAAACAAGGUUUUAGUUUUUCUUUGUGAGCUAAAUAACACAAGGACAUUAGUUCCACGAGUGGAAAAACAAGAUCUAAGGAAACAUUGAACAAUAAAGUUUAGCUUUACACUGUGAGUGACUAAGGAAUUGGCAGACUGAAGGAAAAGCUCUCUAAGCCAUGUCUACAGCAAGAACGGAGAACCCAACAUCCAUCAUGGGACUGAACAAGCCCAAUGGGCAGUUUAGAGGACCACUCAAGCCAGUUGGACUAACAUCAGGAUCCCUGGCAACUGCCCCACAACCAGAUGCCCACCAGAAAGGGGGUAACAUUCCCCAGGGCAGUGGGGGUAUCCGGUUUGGCGAUGACUGGAAGAAGUGCCUGCAGCUUCCACAGAAAGACUGCAGAUUUAGAACAUCAGAUGUGACAUCGACCAAGGGGAAUGAGUUUGAGGACUACUGCCUGAAGCGGGAGCUACUGAUGGGGAUCUUUGAGAUGGGCUGGGAGAAACCAUCUCCUGUACAGGAGGAGAGCAUCCCCAUUGCUCUGUCAGGAAGGGACAUCCUGGCCCGGGCUAAGAACGGCACCGGGAAAAGCGGAGCCUACCUCAUUCCUCUCCUGGAGAGGAUAGACCUGAAGAAGGACCACAUACAGGCCAUGGUGAUGGUUCCUACACGAGAGUUGGCCCUGCAGGUGAGCCAGAUCAGCAUCCAGGUGAGCAAGCACAUGGGUGGGGUCAAGGUCAUGGCCACCACGGGAGGCACCAACCUGAGGGACGACAUCAUGCGUCUGGACGAGACUGUGCAUGUGGUGAUAGCCACACCAGGCAGGAUCCUGGACCUGAUAAAGAAGGGCGUGGCCAAAGUGGAUAAAGUCCAGAUGAUGGUGAUGGAUGAGGCAGACAAGCUGCUGUCUCAGGACUUUGUGGUCCUGAUCGAAGACAUCAUUAGCUUCCUGGCUAAGGGUCGUCAGAUCCUACUCUACUCUGCCACCUUCCCCAUCAGUGUGCAGAAGUUCAUGGCGAAGCACCUUUCAAAGCCCUAUGAGAUCAACCUGAUGGAUGAGCUGACACUGAAGGGCAUCACCCAGUACUACGCCUACGUCACUGAGAGGCAGAAAGUCCACUGCCUCAACACCCUCUUCUCCAGGCUCCAGAUCAACCAGUCCAUCAUCUUCUGUAACUCCACACAGAGGGUUGAGCUGCUGGCCAAGAAGAUAACCCAGCUGGGCUACUCCUGCUUCUACAUCCACGCCAAGAUGAUGCAGGAGUAUAGAAACCGUGUGUUCCAUGACUUCAGAAACGGACUCUGCAGGAACUUGGUCUGCACUGAUCUGUUCACCAGGGGAAUUGACAUUCAAGCGGUGAACGUAGUGAUCAACUUUGACUUCCCCAAGAACGCUGAGACGUACCUGCAUCGCAUCGGCAGAUCAGGGCGGUUUGGUCACCUGGGUCUGGCCAUCAACCUGAUCACCUCUGAGGACCGCUUCAACCUGAAGUCCAUCGAGGACCAGCUGGUGACUGACAUUAAGCCCAUCCCCGGCAGCAUCGACAAGGGUCUGUACGUGGCCGAGUUCCACUCUGCCGACCCAGACGCAGAAGACGAGAUCAGAGGCAAGGGCGGCGAGUUAAGCGCAGCAUAAAUGGAGAACAAGAGGCGUCUGGCAUUCAUCACACCCAUCCCCUGCUGUGCACAGAUGUUUAGUUUCUGACCGAAUAUAUAAAAAAAUCUACAGGAUGCAUCCCCCCCCCCCCCCCCCCCCCCCUUUUUUUUUCAGAAGGGGAAAGUUUAAAGCAGUGGUCAGUUUGUUUUGGCACAGUUUACAGCUGUUUUUUAAACAACAUGAUAUGCAUCUAACCUGCCAACUGUCAAUCAUUUCAGUCUGCGGUUUUUCUGUAUUGUCAGUGUAUCACUGUAGUGGCUUCUUAUACAGUCACAUUUCAUCAUUUCCUGUUGAAAAGGCCCUCGCUUGUCAGGUUCACUUCCUAUAGACUUAUUUCUGAGCAGAUGACUGUUGAGGAAACCAAAGCUGAACAUGUUGAUUAGGGAAUAUGGAUUUACUCAAAAAACCAAAAGUACCCCCUCUGCUUUAACGGCUGUUUGGGGGAAAGCUAUCAUGGUGCUAUACGGUGGAAAUACGAAUAGAACUACAUUUUAAAAGUUUGUUUUUAAGUGUUCGUGCUGUGACUUUACAUUCAUAUAUGAAAGGCACCUACAUGAAUAGUUUGUCGCAGACGCACACGGAUGAGUCCAAUGAGUGUUGAUUAGUUUACUUAUUGUUUGUUUAUAUUUUACAGCCUCCUUAGUGGGCUAUGGCACCAGACAGACCUGUAACUCUUUGGGCAACAGAUCCCUUGGACAAGGAGAUGAUGGCAAUAGAACCUGACAUGAAGAGCCUGUAUCAACAGGGCAAACUUUUUAUUUACAUACACUGGUUGAAGCCAGUCAUCCUAUUCUAUCGCUCUGACUCUUCUGUUCAUCUCCCGCACUCUUAACUCACUCGCGUGCCUUAAUCUAACCUCCGCUCUGUGUUCAUACUGUACAUCUGAAAGGAUCUGUCUGUGUGAACCAGAGCUCCAGGAAGUAGCUUGAAAGUACUAAAAAGAGCUUCUGGUAAUGUGUUUAGAUCUCACCUCAAGUCAGUGCUUGUUUUCUCAGCUUCCCAGAACUCCCCUCAGUGUUUUUAAUAUGUGGAGUAGUUGAAACUGAUCUAAGGUAAAUUUUGCAUCCCCUCUCCUAGUGGUUAAUAUUAGGAUUUGGGGAUGAAAGAUCUAGGGUCAGAUUUUCUGUAGCUUUUCAGAGACACCAGGGAGCAGAAAUGGUCACACAGGGUGGGGGACCCUAAUCUCUAACUCAAGAAGGGAUUUGUUACACUACUGGCAAUUGUCGUUGAGGAAUCACAGCAUUUGUCAUAUUUUUUUCACAAUUGUUAUGCAGUGUAUUUUUCCUCUUUCGUACAGCUAUAUUGGGUAGUCUGACAGGACUGGUUGUGUUGAGGGAAGAUUGUAGCAGUACUCUCAUUGGCCAAAGUACAGAUCUACUUUUAAAAGGAUAAAAUAUUGCCAAAUACAAUCUUGUCUUAUAGCGACAACCCUAACAGAUCCUACAAUCUUCAACAUUAGAGUUGUAGCAGAUGGCUGGCCUCUGUUUAGUUUAGCACCAGCAGAACCGAACAAGGACCAUUGUCAUGCAUUAUUUAAACAGCCUACAAUACUGAGCACUGUUUCCCCAUGUCUGGCUCUGGAGUAUCCCUGUAAAUACUGGAGUUUAUUUAACUUAUUCCAUUGUCAAUUAUCCUCAAUUGAGGCACUUGAGCACUGAAAUGGGACUUAUGAUUUGAGCAUUGUCAAGUGUCUGUGUUUAACCAAUUAAUAACGUUUUAUCUCAGCACACCAGCCGCCCGAAGCAACAAGCGAUAGCUUUGGGACGAGGCUAUAAAAUGGACAAGAGAAGCAGCAUUUGCCAGGGGUACUCCAGGGCCGACUAUGGUAGACUUGACAAUUUUUUUUCUUUUUUCUAUCCAUCUUAUUUGGUUUGAGUAAUGCUCCUGUUGUUUUGUUGGCAGAGGUCACCUGCUUAGCUAAAGUGGUAGGAGGAUGGCUAAGCAAAGUUUAUUCUCGUGCCAAUUGUGUCAAUGCCAGCACCUUUGAAGGAAUCAAAUAAAGGCCUGCUGAUUCUCUA